AGGAAUGUUUGCAUAACAAUAUUUUAAAACAAUCUAUUAUAGAUUGUUUGCUUGUAAAAUAAAAUAUAAAAGGGACAAAGGAUGAUCGAAGAUGAAUAUCGAGAAAGAUCUGGUAGGAUUGAAGUCCACACACCAGAUAUUUUAGAAGAAAUCGUAGCAGAUAAUGCAAUACACGACUCAGUUUACGUCAGGGAUGGCACAAGGAAGAAAUCCUCAAGGUCUGCCAGUGCUCCAGUUUCCAAAUCAUGCAAUCGAUCUUCUCCAUUUCCUCCUCACACCCCUGUGAGGUCUGGUUCCGCCUCACCCCUGCACGGUUGCCGUAUACAAACUUGGUUGAAUGAAGAUUCCAUCAAGGAUAUACAGGAAAGAUCAAGUCUUGAGUCGAGGUCUGUACGCAAUCAGUAUAAAACAGUUCUGGACAACGAGGAAAGGCUUGUGCAAGAUGCUGAUGCAUUCUUGGAAUAUGUUGAUGUGGCAAAUGAGAAUCGAAGAGUGGAGUUGUUUAAGAAAUGGUCCGAAAGAGUGUACACUCCGCUACAGGAAAAAAUCAAAACAGAAAUGAAGAGUACCAACUUCAAGUCGUAUGAAAAAAGGAAACAGCAGCUGUAUGACAGAUACAUUGACUAUCAAAACAGGAAGGGUAUGGUAUUUCUUGAUGUCUAUUCUCCUGAAGAAUAUGAUCCACUAGAAUUAAACAAUACUAGACCAGGGCCAUUAAAGGCCAAGAUUGAUAAUCUUGACAAAAAUGAUCCAUUACUACAUCAAGAUUUUAAAAAGAUUGUCGAGGAUCAAGAUGUGAUAAGAUGUUAUACAGGCUACACUACUGGAGCGAAAGAUAUCAAGAAUUAUCAUCUUCCUCCUGAACCAUUAGUUCCCCUCUUGGAAGACAAAACACUACGUGCAGAACAUGGUUGCGUAUGCCAAUACAUCACAUUGAUAGCCCACCACGGCUGAAAAGCAGGUACAGAAUGAACCAAACCAACAACAAUUCUCAGAUAGAUUUCCAUGAACUUCAAAGCAGCAUUACUAGCCGUGAACUGGUCAAUGCAGAGCUACGUUGUCAAAAGAAAAGAUUUUUUCCUGAGAGAUAUAAUAGACGACCCAUUCUUGAGUGGCCUGCUUUACCAACGUCAUGUCAAAAACAGAAUGCUACGAACAAUAGUGUAUUAACUGUAGCUAGUAAAUAAGGGACUUUGCAUUGCAUAUUUUGUUAUCCAAAUUGCUGUAAAUAUUCUUUUAUCAAAUUUAUUUCAAAUGGUUUGUUGAAAAAUUAAAUCAAUUGUAUAUUCAUACAAUAUUGUGCUGUAUGCUUUUGCACCAUUAUUAAUGCAUAUAAAAACCUUUACCUUUUGAACUUUAUAUAUGGAGUUCACUGGUUUAAAAACCUUUUGAACUUUAUAUAAUAUAUAGUUCACU
Messenger RNA from Dendronephthya gigantea, 1416 nucleotides. Its product is annotated as protein FAM228B-like. The coding region runs from base 82 to 954 and encodes 290 amino acids. The record is from RefSeq and is a predicted model, not a curated record. The transcript is spliced from 7 exons. NCBI's taxonomy places the organism in Eukaryota, Metazoa, Cnidaria, Anthozoa, Malacalcyonacea, Nephtheidae.